Messenger RNA from Orbicella faveolata, 1942 nucleotides. RefSeq lists its product as uncharacterized. Lineage: Eukaryota; Metazoa; Cnidaria; Anthozoa; Scleractinia; Merulinidae. The record is from RefSeq and is a predicted model, not a curated record.
AAAACGUAUUUCCGCGAUGUCGCCUGAUCAUGAAGUGAUUUCCGAAUCUGUCACUGAAACUCGAUACCCGAUUUUGACCUCAACGCACUGUUGUCACGUUUGGCUCGUCCUACGCGACAACCAGACAGCAAGCUUUAUUUGCAAGGCUAUAACAUCGUUAAGCAUUGUAAAAGAACAGGGUAAGUUUGAAAACCGAAAGCUUCUGCUCGGUGGACACGUAUAAAUCCUCGCUAACAUGCGGAUGUCUUAUUUGUAUACGGUUUGCUGGUUUGUCGUCAUGUCUGUUAUUUUAUCUUAUUACUACAUUAGUAUCGUCGGAGAUACUCAUGAGAGAUUGACGGAUGCCGGCGAUAUUAGUAUGAACACUAUGAACAAGAAUGUUUCUUUUAAGGUGCUACAGCGAGUACAAAAUGCACUGAAGGAAGAACAGUUGUCUAGUAUUGGCUUUGACGACGCUUUGAUGUCAAGAGCAAUUCAGGCUGGUAAUCUUACUCGCUUAAAGAACGUUCUCAAGAAAGUUUUAAGAGGUGAAGACAUCAAUCUAUUGGUCAUUGGAGGCUCUAACAGCGCUGGCGGAAAAUUAGGACUUGACGAGAAUAGCUUGGAUGGAUUAUAUUUUAAAGUGUUCGCGAAAUGGUGGAACAACACCUUUGGCAAAGCGAUCAAGUCCUUCGUGAAAGAGAUUCAGUUAUCAAUCGGAGCCACCGGAAGCCCUUUCUUUGCGUUUUGCUACAAAACGUUCAUUGUAGAAGGUAAUGUGGGUUACAAGGCCAAGCCGCUUAAUCCAACGUGCAGAAACCUAGAGACUUUUGGACAAACACAGCUUGCUCGCCAUUAUGAAAUUACGUCGUUCAGUUUAAAGGAGGUAUUUUGUCGCAAGGACGAAAGAGGUCAGUGGAAAAUAAUUUUAACAAACAUGACUGGGUCCGAUGGUAACCAUAUUGGCCUCAAGGCGCAUGCUCUAGUAGCUUCCCUGAUGAUUAAACAUGUGAGGAGCGUUACACAAGAACUUAUCGAUGACGUCUAUAAUGUGGAUGGAGGACACGGAAGUUCUGCUUUACCGAAGUUCUUGCUUAUCGAACGUGAAAGCGGAGCUUUGAAAAAGCCUUUGUGCUGGACUGGGAAAACGCCAAAUGCUUUUAAAAAUCUUCACCAUCCAAGUCUUCAACUUGAAGUUAUAAACAACAGAAGCUUUUCAUCGUGUUUUCAAGUGCGCGGAAAAAACAUGAAUGCUAAGAGUGUGUCCAAAGAGCUUCGUACCGAUUCUCAGGGAGGUUGGUGUGCGUCGAAAAGCUUCAGCACCCUUCAGCUGAAGAUCUAUGUUCCAAUGAUUGCUGUAAAUAGUUCCCGAAGAACACGAUCGGUGAUAGUUUUAAGUAGGUUCUAUAGCAGAGGCCAGGCUGAGAUAUGGCUGGAUAACAACAAAGACAAAGCUAUUAAGACCGACUCAAACUCAAAACAGGAUCGGUAUGAUACAAUCGCAACAAGAGUGAACCCAGGCUACCAUACGAUCACGGUCAGAACUUUACGGGACGGAGUGUUUAUGGUUUCUGGAGUGCUUGUUGGACCCCCUGACUUUGGAUUUGGGACUGAUGCGUUACACUGUUAAUGAGCAAUGAAAGUGAACAACAACAAUAAAUAAAUCUUUAUUUUCCUUCAUUUUAAAAUUACAUGUUAUUUGUACCGCGGAUAGCAAGUGCUAAUCUAGGCGGGCCAUGAAUCGCUUGUACAUAUAACUAGAUUAAUCAGAAAACAAUAACGACAAUUAAUUUAAGAUUAAAGAUAUAGUGGACAUUAUUAUCGUUUCUGCAUAUUACGACCACUAAAAUAAAAUAAGGGGAGAAUAAUAAAAGACGACAUUGAUUUUAAUUACUUAAUGCCAUUUCAGAUACAUACAGAUACUUAAAGAUAGUAGACGCAAUCUGAACUGUACUGUAGGCAA